Molecule: messenger RNA, 4253 nt
Organism: Durotheca rogersii
Lineage: Eukaryota; Fungi; Ascomycota; Sordariomycetes; Xylariales; Xylariaceae
Exons: 5
Coding region: 391-3780 (1129 amino acids)
Biological process (GO): transcription by RNA polymerase II; RNA polymerase II preinitiation complex assembly
Cellular component (GO): transcription factor TFIID complex
Molecular function (GO): histone acetyltransferase activity; RNA polymerase II general transcription initiation factor activity; RNA polymerase II general transcription initiation factor binding
Source: RefSeq, a predicted model, not a curated record
ACAACCCACCCGUUGCGACGCGACUGGUUCGACUUGGAGCCGCCUCGCCGCCUCCGCUCUCUCCUCCAGCAUCUACAACUUCAAUCUCCAACAACUUCAUCCUCCUCCUCCCUGCCGUUAUUCCGCUCCUUUCCCUGGUCCCCCGAAAUUGACUCUCUCGCCCGAGCCGCAUCUACGCGAAUUUCUUGCCAUGCGUAGAGGGGCGCGCUUCGCCUUCUCCACCUUCAAAUGACUCCGUCAUCGUGGGACCGUGAUCCUGUUAUACCCGUCCUAACGUAAAACAAUAUUCAGGUCAUCCCCUCCGUGCACCAGCGCCGCCUACGAACGUUUCCGAAGUCGCCUUAACAGGCUUACACGGCGCCGAACCCCCCUUCGCGCGCGCGUUUUGUGAUGGAUGGGCUUGUGGUGGACUCGCCAGGCCACGACCUGGUGGGUCAGGAUGGCGUCCGCAUAAAAGAGGAGGCUGAUACUGAUCAGGUUGACGGCACGUUCCAGGGCAUAGACUGGGCUGCCCAGGAACAGCAAGAUGACGAUGACAUCAACCGGAUGUUUAACAACGAUGGAGGAAGAUUGCAGAUGCCCGAGAAUCUCGACAAGUUCGGCGAUAAAGAGAUCGAUCAGACCGACAAGGCCGCAGACGCCAUCGACUUCGAAGACAUCAGCGACGAUGACCUAGCCUCUGAUGAUGAAAUAUCUAGUCACGCCGCUGGCGCCGGCAUGUCGCAAAUCCCCGGCCUGACUGAAGACGAAGGCACUAGUCAUGACACCGAAUACAUGGACGACCUGUUUGGGGGUGAGCCCGAGGGCGAGAAUAACUACGUCACGUCCUCGCCCCCUGGUGGCGAUGCCGCAGUGGAACAGCCGACUACCCUCGCGAUGCCUGACAAGAAUCCUAUGACGAGGAGCCGAGAUGUGACGGAUGAAGCUUGGAAGAACAUGACGUUUGAGGAGAGGCAGAGGCUCAACUUUCCCCAAUACAACUCGUCGAUCGAUCGAUGGAUGAAUCAGAUGAGCAAGGAGGACGCUUCUGUACAGAAGGCUCCCGAAAAUGUGGAGGAGCUCUUGGCACAGAGGUUUCCAGGCUUUGCGGAGCACAAGACGCUGUAUUUCAACCAGCUGUUCCCCGAGUGGCCCGCCGAAUAUAUGUAUAAGGAACCCGCCAACAAAGACAGAGACCCCCCCGAGUUCGUACCCACCAAGCUCGAUCUAGAACUCGAGGCCGAUUCCUCCAAGCUAUUCAAGAUCCCCGAAAACGUCCUAGCCGCCCAGCGAGCUAGCUACGCUGACGAGGAUGACUGGAGCAACGCCGCUGGCGCACAAGUCUGUGACGCGACGGACGGCUUUUCGGACGAUUCGGAUACGGAAGACUCGCCCGUCGGAGGGUUCAGGCUAGAUGAGAUCGCCACAAUAUGCGACGACUGGGGCUCCGCCUCAUUUGUGCAGCCUCUUGCCGACGACGAGGAGAUGGACGAUUGGGACAGGGAAUUUUUGCAAAUGCGAAUUAAGAAGUCGCGGCCAAAAUUCAAGCCUGGACUUCCAGACAUCUCGUCGCUCGACACCUGGGGCGUCGGGAACUUCCGGAAAGAGACGCUGCUAUCGAGCAAGCGUGUUAGGCUCGACGUCGACGACCCGUAUCUCCUCAUUGAUAAUGGCGAAGAUGAAGCCGACGACGAUCAGUUGGAGCGGCCCUCCAAGCGCCCGAAGGUCGAAGAGAAGAUGAAGCGGAUGUCUAAUGGCCAGCUGAGGAGAGAUGUCAUGCACCACUUCAACUUAUCGAACGACGACGCAUAUGACGCCCUCAAGGCAAACCAUAAGAGCAAAGUCAGAGCUACCCUGUCCAACCUCUCAGUCGAGCACAGCAUGCCUGCUCUCAAGCUAGCCUUCCCCUUCUACCGGACGAAGGUCGAAGGCAAGCCUUGGGAACACCACCGCAAGAAGUUUGAGAUCGAGAAGGUCGCGAAACGUGUCGUCGGUAUCCGUAAACCCUCUAAAGUCAGGCGGAAGGAUACCAAAGGACGGAGUAACCAGGAAAUAUUCAGGACGACGAAAGAUCUCAGCUUGAAUGAUAACUCCACGGCAGUCCUCUUCGAGUACUGCGAACAGUUCCCGGUCAUGAUGUCGAACUUUGGUAUGGGCAGCCGCGUGAUCAACUACCAUCGCCGCAAGGAUCGAAAUGACGAGGACAAGAUCCCGAAACUCGACAUCGGCGAAGGCCACCCGCUGCUCCCCGAGGAUCGAUCACCCUUCUCGAUCUUCGGAACUGUGGAACCCGGCGAGACAGUCCCUACGCUACAUAACGAGAUGUACCGAGCGCCGAUUUUCAAGCACGAACCUCGGUCGAAUGACUUCCUCCUCGGCUAUACCACCAAUGCCACCGAAGGUCCAAGGUUUUACCUUCGCAAGAUUGAUCACGUGUAUACAGUCGGCCAAAUUUUCCCCUCGUUGGAGGUUCCCGGUCCCCACGCGAGGAAGGUAACCAAUACGUCGAAGAAUCGCCUCAAGAUGAUCGCGUAUCGUAUGAUGAAGAAGAAGGACUCGCAGGAUGUCGGCCUCAACGAGAUUACCCCCCAUGUGUUCGAGAAGCCAGAUCCCCAGAAUCGGCAGAAGAUGAAAGAAUUCCUCUUAUACGACAGGGAUAAGAAGACGUGGGUAUUGCCAGAGGGCCAGACGUUGAUGGACGAAUCGGUGAUACGCUCCAUGAUCAAGCCGGAGGAUGCCUGCCUGAUUGAGGCCAUGCAAGUCGGCCAGCAGCUAUUGGCAAAUGCGGGUUACGACCCUAAGGACAAGGACGAGGACGACGAAGGCGCUGAAGAACCCCUAGUUGCUAAGAUGGCCCCGUGGGAGCUCACGAAGAACUUCAUCGACGCCAGCGCAGGCAAAGCCAUGGUAGCUUUGCACGGCGAGGGCGAUCCUACCGGUCACGGACUAGGGUUCAGCUUCAUCAAGACUUCUAUGAAGGGAGGCUACAUCAACGCCGUCCAGGGCCCCCUAGCAACAUCGGCAGACGCGAUUGAACGCGAACGCAAGGCGAACGGUGGCCACUCGUAUAACGUCAAGAAACAGCAAGAUAUGUACAACACGGCCAUCCGCCAGAUCUGGGAGAGACAAAAGACCACGCUGAGCGAUCCCACCACUCACGACGACGCGGACGUCCUCGAUACAGCAAACGAGGACGACCGCUUUAAUUCACGACAACCCGACGCGACCCCCAUCCCAUUGGAUGAUGGCCGUAGCCAGUUCAGUCGCCUCAGCGCAGCCAGCCGCUCGGGCAGGAGAAAGCUCAAGAUCACUCGCAAGAAGAAGAAUGAGAACGGAGAGGUUACGACCGAGACCGUCGUUUUAGACGACCCCGUAGUCAUUAGAAACUACCUUAAGCAGCGUAGGGAAAUCGAAGAGAAGAACCGAGACGUCUACAGUCUACAGCCGACAGCGGACGCAGAUGAAAACCGCGAAAAGCAAAAACUUGUCGAUAGGGAACUUUCGCGCUUGUUGAAGAACCAAGAUCGGCGCCAAAUCCGCGAGAAGCAGGGCAAGAAUAAGAAGAAGAGCGCCCUCCCCCCCGACGCAUCACCGGAUCCGUCGUCUUCUGGCGAUAAGAUGUUAGCUGGCACGACUCGGAAAUGCGCGAAUUGCGGACAAGUAGGACAUAUCAAGACAAACAAGAGCAAAUGUCCUCUGCUGAACGGCACGAUCACGACCAGCAACAAUGCUGCUGACCACGGAGGAUUCGGUUCCUUUGGCGCCCCGUCAUCGGUCGCGCAGUCGUCGGCCACCGAGUGAAAGGGAGGAAGAAGAAGGGCGAGGUGCAACGACCGCCUACCUCCUCCCCUCCCCAGAUGGACGUCGCCCUAUUUUGCCGUGUCAUUUUCUAUCUUCUCUCAACAGAGUUGUUGUUGACGCGAGGCGCCACCCAUGUUGGGGCAGCAGCUCGGAGCUAAAGAGACGCUCCCCCCCCCCCCCCAAAAAAGAAAAUCAGACACGUGUGUCUCGCUAGGUGCCGUUUAGAUAUACUAAGAAGGGGGGGUACAGUUUGAUAGGGGGCGGCCCCUAAUUCGGAAAGCAUUUGCACGCCGGCGUUCAGACUCUCGGGUACGCAAGGGUAGGGAGGAGGUGGAGGUGAUGGUGGUGGUGGUGGAGGAGAAGGCAUGGUCUUGUGUCCGAUACCCUCUCCUCAUCCCCCCCUUCGCCUUUCCCUACAUAGGAGAAAUAGGAGAAAUACAAAGAUGGCUUGUUUCGCCAUCAUAAUUCAACCA